This is a messenger RNA of Dipodomys ordii (Ord's kangaroo rat), 1090 nucleotides long. RefSeq names its product transcription termination factor 1-like. NCBI's taxonomy places the organism in Eukaryota, Metazoa, Chordata, Mammalia, Rodentia, Heteromyidae. The annotation marks the transcript as partial. The record is from RefSeq and is a predicted model, not a curated record. The transcript has a single exon.
UUAAAAUGCAAAAAUAAACCACUGUUGUCAUAUUUCCCUAAAGGAAUAGAAUGGAAGGAAAACCAAGCACAUUUGAAAUCCACACUUCAGUAUCAGGCAAGAAAAAGAAGUAUUCUGUAUAUAAGGAAAAAGCCCAGAAAUGGGGUCAGGAAAGUUUCUGCGACUUCUCUGUAGCAAGUGACCAGCCUCGGGUAACUAAGAAGAAGAAGAGGAGAAAGGAUUUCCAGCAGCUCAUGUCCCCUUUAGAGAAGUCAGAACUGUGUGAUGAGACUGAAAAGGCUACUUUGACACACAAAAAGAAGAAAAAGAGACAAAACAUUGUUUGGGGAGUCGAGGAAACUGGUGUUGUGCGAGUCCUUGUGGAUAAAGAAAACAUUGAGAACAUGCCAAAGAAUUUUAGAAAGAACAUGGAUGUGGUUUAUGUUGCUAUGAGCGAGGAACAAAAAUUAGCAAAAGCAGAUAAAACAGGUAAACUGAAUACAGUUGCUAAGAUGCAUAAAAAAGCAUCAAAAGAACUACAUAAAAAAGCUAAGAAGAAAACAAUUAAGACCCAUGAGGGGAAGGUUGCAUCCUGUGACGUUGUACAGGAAAGCCAGAAGGCAAGCGAUACCCUACCCCCGUCAGACUCACACACACAGCAGACCUUGCCUUCUGUGGAUCUCCAAGGCAAAAACACAGAUCUGCCAGUGUCUCCUAAGAAAAACAAGUCUAAGAAAAAAAAGAAAAAAGGGUCUGCUAACCAGGAAUUGGAGACCAUGGCCAUGCCUGAAAGUCUUCAUCUCACCCCAUCUGAAGGACCCCAGGUGGUUAGCAAGGUUAGGACUGAGGAAGGAGGUAAUGUAUCUGAAAAGGCUAAGGGAUCCCACAGCAUGAAAAAAAAAUCCAAGAAAAGGGAGCCGGUGCUUGCCAAAAGCACCCCAGCAACUGGUGAUGAGGUCUCAUUGCUUAGUAUAAACACGGAGAACACACUCUCUGACUCUGCAGCAGGUGAGGGGGUCUUGAUGGAAGAAGAUGUGAACCCCAGGCCGCCAAAGAAGACCAAGGCCUCCCGGGCCAGUUCAAGAGAAAGGCGUGUGGAAGAGGGACAAAG